GUAUCCCACAAGCAGUGUGCUUUCCUGCACGUGACGGUAGUCAGGGGGCGCAGAAUUACCAAAGGAUGGGCUCAAGAUCUAGUUGACACACCAGAUCCGUAUGUCAUUCUGACCUUUGUGAAUUCCCCUCAGUCCUGGAGGAAGACAUCUGUCAAGGACAAUGACAUCAAUCCCGAAUGGAAUGAAACCUUCACCUUUUGGCUUGACCCAGAUCAGGAUCACACAUUAGAAAUGUCUUUGAUGGAUGCCAAUUAUACUGCCGAUGAGCACUUAGCCUCCAGAUCCUUGCCUCUGAAUUCAUUACCCAUUGACAAGAAAAUUCAAACAACCAUUUGUUUCAACGAGACAUCGGAGGUGGACAUUGAAUUAUGGGCAGAAAUCAAAAAUGAGCCCGAUCUGCGAUUCAGUCUGACCCUGUGCCCAGAAGAAAAAGCUUUCAUUGACACCAGAAAAAGAAACAUUCACAAAGCUUUCAAAGAUCACUAUGGCUUUGCAGCGCCACGUAACUACAAAGAGGUACCAGUGAUAGCUGUGAUUGGUUCCGGCGGGGGAUUUCGCGCAAUGACAGCCUACAGUGGGGUCAUGUCUGCACUUUCAGAGCUUGGUGUUAUUGACAUGGCAAUGUAUGUAGGUGGUCUGUCCGGAUCAGCAUGGUAUUUGUCCCAAUUGUAUUCACACCCAGACUGGCCACACAUAUCACCAGGUGAACAAAGAGAAGAAAUCAAGAACAGUAUUGACCGCAGUUUCCUGUGGUUAUUCAGAUCCUUUGGAGUCACUUUUGUCAAAGAAGUCUGGAAAAAGAGAAGCCGAGGAGAGCCGGUUUCUUUUACUGAUAUUUUUGGACAUCUAGUUGGAUAUACCUUGCUAAAAGAUCGCCUUAAGGCCAAGCUGAGUGACCAGAGGCAGACAGUCCAGGCCGGUCUGUGUCCGCUACCUUUGUAUACAUGUCUACAUGUGAAGAAAUCUGUUUCGGCAAUGAUUUUUCAUGAAUGGAUGGAAUUUUCUCCUUAUGAGAUUGGACUACCAAAGUAUGGGACAUUUAUGAAGACAGAACAGUUUGCUUGCAAGUUUUUCAUGGGUUCAGUAAUAAAAGAAUUUCCUGAACCGCCCCUACAUUUUCUGCAAGGUAUUUGGGGCAGUGCUUUCUGCAUUCAGUUCAAGCGUCUUCUUCAAGAUGACAAAAACAUUGACAUGUCAGAGAUGAUGAGGCGAGAACGAGAGGAACUGGUGGAGGAGUUAAGCAAAGACAUUGAUGUUUGUGAUGUUGACGACAGCGAAUCUAGUGAUGAAGAAAACGUCAGUGAAAAGGGAACUCACGGAGAAAAGACAACAGGUGGUUUACAAAGAAGACGAUCAAAGAGCUCAAAAUUGAAGCAGAAAUCAUUCUGGGAUAGCAUGGUGGCAAGGAUGCUUGAAUCGCGAUGGUUUCAGAGCAUAGAACUGCGAGCGGCUCAAGUCUUCAACUUCCUGCGAGGCCUGUCACUCAACAAUGUUUACCCUUUCUCUCCAUUCACCAAGAUGCAAGAAGAGGAAGAUGAAAAUAACAAAGCAACAUUUGGCUCUAUAUUUGACCUUCACCCAACAAACAUCAAGAAACUGUAUGUAGUAGAUAGCGGGCUUACAUUCAAUUCGCCUUACCCUGUCAUACUCCGCCCUCAGCGAGAAGUGGAUAUUAUCUUAUCAUUUGACUUCAGUGCCAGACCAACGGAUGAUACACCACCUUUCAAGGAACUUCUCUUAGCUGCCAAAUGGGCAGAGAUAAACAAGAUUCCAUUUCCACCCAUUGAUCCUACAGUAGUUCAAAGGGAAGGACUGAAAGAAUGCUACGUCUUCAAACAUCCAUGGGAUCCUAACUGUCCCAUUGUUCUACACUUCUGUUUGGUUAACAUCAACUUUAAAAGAGAAGUUAGGCCAGGAAUACCACGAACAACACAAGAAGAAUUUGACUUUGGCAACUUCAGCAUUUUUGAUGAUACUUCCCAUCCUUACUCAACAUUCAAAUUUACUUAUACGCAUCUUGAGUUUGACAGAAUUUCUAAACUGAUGGAAUACAACACACUUGUGUGCAAGGAUAUCAUCUUUGAUAACAUCUCUACCUGCAUAAAAAGAAGAAAACGUUUUUCUAUCCGACGUCCUUGUACAAAGAAAGAUAUUGCCAGACUAAGUCUGAACAAUAAGGCAAAGGCGGAAAAGUUAUUCGAAUACAUUAGUAUGGUUGAAAAGGUUUCAAAUAUAAAUGACAAUUCUGAAACUGAAACUCCAGAAAAUAUUACAGUGAGAUACGAUUGCCAGACAUCAAACAAGUCACGUCCAACAAGCACUCCAAUUAACAUCUGUACACCGGAUAUCCAUUAUAAAAAGGAAUCCUUAUCAAAAGAUGGCAAACAUUACAGUGACAGUUUACAAGAGCACUAUGAACGAAGAACUAUGAGUCAAGUGAAAGAAGAAGAUGAACAAGACGAACUUUGCGUUCCCCAAAAUACUGAAUCUAAAACAAACAGUCCAUCAGUGAAUAAAAAGAUCACGAUUAGCCGAUCACGGGCUGUUACUGCAUCAAUGCGACCUAAUCGUACACAAGAGACUGAACUUGACAUACUUCAUCAAAAGUACAUUGACACUGGAAAGCCAAUUACAGAAGAAAAACAUGUCAAUGGCAAUCAGUCAUCUUAUCCCAAGCCGCCGCUAGUGUUGCAGGAAAGCUUAAUGGAAACAAUGAUUGAAAAUAAUUCUUCACAUUCUGUAGACCUUGUAAGUGACGUACAUUAUGACAGAGGUGAUUCUGGGUUAUUAAACAUGGCUAGUCUGGAUAAAUCAGUGAAAGAUUGGAUAGAUACAGAAGAACGUGUCACAGAUUUAUAA
Messenger RNA from Candidula unifasciata, 2859 nucleotides. NCBI's taxonomy places the organism in Eukaryota, Metazoa, Mollusca, Gastropoda, Stylommatophora, Geomitridae. The record is from the annotation of a GenBank genome assembly.